CGAGACGCGGUUUAUUCGUGCAUUGAUCGUCGUUGUGAGCGGAAGCUGUGCUGAUUAAGCGUUCGGGUCGCAGUGUUGUGCUGAGAAAUUUGAUUGAUAGCCUGCUCAUACUGCACGAGGAGCUUCGGAAGCUUACGGUGAAUUUUAAUUACAUUGCCUCUUUGACUUUCGAAUUGAUUAAAUAAAUUCCGCGACAACUGUUGCUCAUCAGUUAAGACACGGCGUCUUUAAUAUAUCGUUGAAACCGGUUCAUAGCGUUUGAUCGCAAUAAAGUUGUGCUGUGGUGAUAUGAGUCUUGACUCAUAAGUGUGGUUUAAUUCGCUCGUGAUUGUGAGCAAAGGAAUAGUUUUUCAAACAAAAAAUAAACACAUUCAGUGAUUGAAAAUGUCAAACCCAGCCGAGGGCGACAACGGACAUGUCGCGAUUAACAUCGAGGGAGACAAAAUUAGCGAAGCAGAAGCCGAGGCGAAACCGGCAGAUUCAGUAACGCCAAUGGUUCCACAAGCUGCAAAUCGUUCCGAGAAGGAAGCCAAACCACCCAGAGCAGGUUCAAACACAAGAAGUCGACAGCUGAAGCCAGGCGCUACAGGAAACCGCAGUAGGUCGAACAGCCGAUCACCUAACCGCCGCGUUCGCCGUGAUACGGAAGCAGCUCAGAAUGAUGCCAUUCCAUUGCUCCCCACAGACGAGAGCCGGCUGCCGAGGCCGGAGCCUCCUCUCGCCGGCCCUGAAAUGGAUGACGAUGGACCGGACGAAGGUCGGGGCAACUACGAUCCGUAUAUCAACACAGGGAUUGACGAUGGAUUUUUGCCGGACAAAUCCGAUCGCAGUGGAAGCGAUCGCCCUAAUGGCAGAAGGACACCCGGUAGACGAGACAGUUAUCCGAUGGGUCCUUUCCCUACGCCUGCAGGGUAUGGACCGAGUGGACCACCGAUCCCAGAAUCUCGAGUCAUUCCAGACAUGAACGUGUACCAGCAGAAAAAGAGUCUCGCCCAGGGCAUGAUGGAUCUGGCCUUGCUGUCGGCCAACGCCAACCAGUUGCGAUAUGUGCUGGAGUCCUACCAGCGACAUCCGUAUUUUUACUUCAGCCUGGUGUUCAUAUCGACCAGCAUUAUCUGUCAGGUGGCCGUUGGAAUCGGGCUGAUUUGGAAAAGUCGAUACAACAUCAAGAACGAGGAUGACUUCUGUAAGGCGGAUCGAAUUAAUAACUUGGUUACGAUUGGGAUUUUUGUUAUAACCUUGGUCAACGUUUUGAUUUCGGCAUUUGGAGUAGCUGAUCCGCCGCGAAGCACGUAGGGGGCGAUGUUUUUAUUGUGAACAUUUUCUAGCAAAUAAGAUUUCAACAAUCCAGUGAAGCGUUGUAUAUGUAGUAAUAGCAUUUAUGGGACCAGUAUGCAUGUGUGUUGCCUCGUCAUGAGCGUUAUAUUUAUAUGAUAAGCAAAAAAGAUUAUUUUCUUAUUUGCUUAUCAAAUACACCGUUUAUUAUUAUUACAUUAAGUGAA
Toxorhynchites rutilus septentrionalis is the source of this 1502-nucleotide messenger RNA. Its product is annotated as ninjurin-A-like. The coding region runs from base 385 to 1296 and encodes 303 amino acids. Gene Ontology annotation, biological process: cell adhesion; tissue regeneration. NCBI's taxonomy places the organism in Eukaryota, Metazoa, Arthropoda, Insecta, Diptera, Culicidae. Gene Ontology annotation, cellular component: membrane. The transcript has 3 exons. The record is from RefSeq and is a predicted model, not a curated record.